UAUGCGGAAUGCAACUAAUAGCAAUCCUGAGGGCUCAGAGGUUCUAUGGAGCAUUACGUCGAACAUUUGUCAUCUCAUCGCCCGAUUUUCGUUUCAGUUUCUGCACGCAAAUACCAACUUCAUCUCUCGAAUCGGGAUCAGAGAAUGAGCAUAUUGUAGCGGAAAAAGAUGCAGAAGUAAAUAGCUUGAGUUCGAGGAUAGAAAAACUGCCCAGAGGAGAGCCGAUUGGGUCGGCCUUCCAGAGCUGGAUGGGCGAUGGCUUCUCCAUUCACAGAGGCCAUAUCUUCCAUGCUAUCAACCGUUUGCGCAGGCUCAAUUCCACCAAACGCGCUAUUGAGGUGAUGGAAUGGGUAAUUAGGGAGAGGCCAUACAGGCCUAAGGAAUUAGAUUAUUCGUAUUUACUGGAAUUCACUUCUAGGCUUCACGGAGUAUCGCAGGCUGAGAGUCUGUUCUGUCGAAUUCCCUCUGAAUUCCAGAAUGAGUUGCUCUACAACAAUCUUGUGCUUGUGUGCCUGGACAGAGGGUUGAUAAGGCUUUCACUAGCAUAUAUGAAGAAAAUGAGGGAGCUUGGUCACCGGAUAUCCCAUUUAGUGUUUAACCGCCUUAUCAUUCUACACUCUGCUCCUGGUCGAAGAAAGUCUGAUCCAAAAAUCUUAAUUCAGAUGAAAGCUGACAAGGUCACUCCGCAUGUUUCCACCUUUAAUAUUCUGCUAAAGAUUGAAGCUAAUGAGCACAAUAUUGAAGGUUUGGUCAAAGUGUUUAAUGAUAUGAAGAGAGCUAAGGUCCAACCAAAUGAGGUAACUUACUGCAUUUUAGCCAUCGCCCAUGCUGUGGCAAGGUUGUAUACAGUGUGUGAGGCUUAUGUUGAAGCUGUUGAGAAGUCUGCAACUGGGAAAAACUGGUCAACAUUGGACAUUCUUGUUAUAUUGUAUGGAUAUCUGGGGAAGCAGAAGGAACUGGAGAGGACUUGGGGGAUUACCCGAGAACUUCCUCAUGUUAAGUCUAAGAGUUACAUGUUGGCUAUUGAAGCAUUUGGGAGGAUUGGAGAUCUAAAUCGAGCUGAAGGUCUGUGGAUGGAAAUGAAAUUAGAAAAGGGUUUGAAAUCAAUUGAGCAGUUCAACUCAAUGAUAGCUGUGUAUUGCAAGCAUGGUCUAGUAACCAAAGCAACUGGGCUGUAUAAAGAGAUGGAGGUAUGUGGAUUGAAAGCAAAUUCUAUAACUUUCCGACAUCUUGCUUUGGGUUGCUUAAAAGCAGGGUUAGUAAAGGAAGCUAUGAAAACUAUAGAUCUGGGGAUGGAUAUGACAACAAGCAUAAAGGUGAAAAGAUCAAUUCCAUGGUUAGAAACUACCCUUUCAGUAAUUGAAAUUUUGGCAGAUAAUGGUGAGCUUAGAAUCGUUGAGAAGUUGUUUGAAGAAUUGAAGAAAGCAAAAUAUACCAGGUACACGUUUGUGUAUAAUGCAUUGAUCAAGUCAUAUGUGAAGGCAAAAGUAUAUGACCCAAAUCUUCUCAAAAGGAUGGUGUUAGGAGGGGCCAGGCCAGAUUCUGAGACUUACAGUUUACUGAAGCUCACUGAGCAAUUUCAAACAUGAUCCCAAACUGGAUGGUUUUUAGGCUUUCCCGUGAGAAUACAUUAAUGUUUUCUGUGCUGCUUUGGCUACAGGGACUUUUGUUCAUAGAUAUGGAUCAGAGCUAGUCUGGAUUUUAGGAAAAAGGAAAUGAUAAAUUAUACAAACAGGCAUCUUUUGCUUCACUCAGGGAAUUGGGAAGAGAAACAAAGAAUAGAUGCAUUCAGUACUUUUUCACCAGAUGUUUCUCCUCCAACUCAUCAUUCAAUAAUGUGUAUGAUUUUCUUUCUCUUCCCUUCUUUAUAUUGAUUGCUUUACUUAGUGAGAGAUAAUUGUUGAUGCA
Molecule: messenger RNA, 1908 nt
Organism: Ipomoea triloba (trilobed morning glory)
Lineage: Eukaryota; Viridiplantae; Streptophyta; Magnoliopsida; Solanales; Convolvulaceae
Product: pentatricopeptide repeat-containing protein At1g07590, mitochondrial-like
Exons: 2
Coding region: 9-1589 (526 amino acids)
Cellular component (GO): mitochondrion
Molecular function (GO): protein binding
Source: RefSeq, a predicted model, not a curated record